AUGGCCGCGUCUUCCGCCACUGAGGUCGUCGUUGCACCCGCAACGAGUCAGUCAACGACGGACGAAAAAGUCAAACUUCCUUUCGAUCCGGAGGCAUUGAAAGACAAGUACGUCCAGGAGCGAGAAAAGAGACUUCAUAAUGGUGGCAUCGACCAGUAUCGACCGAUAGAAGGCACACUCCACAAUUGGAUCGAAGACCCAUAUGUCGAACCAGGUUUCAAACGUGAGCCCGUCGAGAAAAAUGUCGAGGUUUUGAUCGUGGGAGGUGGCUACGGCGGCCAGCUCUGCGCAGUUCGCCUGCAAGAGCAGGGAAUCAAGGACUACCUGAUGAUUGAGAAAGGUGGUGAUUAUGGCGGCACCUGGUACUGGAACAGAUACCCCGGAGCACAGUGUGAUAUUGAUUCCUACGUUUACAUGCCACUUUUGGAGGAAGUAGGCUAUAUUCCGGUUGAGAAAUACUCCCAUGCUACGGAACUCCUUGCUCAUGCUCAAGCUAUCGGAAAGCAUUUUGAUCUCUAUCGAAACACUCUGUUCCAGACAGAAGUCCUCGAUCUUAAGUGGGAUGACUCAACAGCUUUAUGGAACAUCCAGACAUCCCAUAACGACAAGAUAACGGCUCGAUUUGUGAUUCCCGCUUCCGGGCCCCUCCACAGACCAAAGCUUCCCGGAAUUUCUGGUAUCGAAUCCUUUACAGGCCACUCAUUCCACUCGAGUCGAUGGGAUUAUGACUAUACUGGUGGUAACACCCUUGGUGGACUAACUAAACUCAAAGAUAAGCGGGUCGGAAUCUUGGGAACUGGUGCCACUGCGGUUCAGAUUGUUCCGCAUCUCGCCGACUGGGCUAAAGAAGUGUUUGUCUUUCAACGAACUCCGUCCUCUAUCGGAAUACGAGGCAACAAACCAACGGAUCCAGAAUGGGUUAAGACCCUAAAGAGCGGAUGGCAGCAAGCACGCAUGGAUAACUUCAACGCGAUCCUUAGUGGAAGCCACGUCGAUACAGAUCUUGUUGCCGAUGGGUGGACAGCUGGUAUGAGAAAGCUUCGUCCCGGACCAGAUCAACUUAAGGGUGGCGACCCCGCAGAACUGGCGAAGCAGAUUCAGCUUGCCGAUUUCGAGCAAAUGAACUCCAUCCGCGCUAGAGUUAGCGAGAUUGUGAAAGACCAGGCUACCGCUGACGCUCUCAAACCAUGGUACAACCAGUUCUGCAAGCGACCGACGUUUCAUGAUCGGUAUCUACAGUCGUUUAAUCAGCCAAACGUUACCCUUGUCGACACUCAAGGCCGAGGUGUCGACAGGGUUACUCCUAAGGGUAUAGUAGCGAACGACAAGGAAUACGAGCUAGACUGUAUCAUCUAUGCUACCGGCUUUGAGCUUGCUACCGACUGGUCCCAUCGUUCUGGCAUGGAAAUCACUGGGCGAAAUGGUCUCACUAUUACUGAAAAAUGGCAUGACGGGAUGAAGUCACUUCAUGGCUGGACCACGAAUGGAUUCCCCAACUGCUUCUUUGUUAGCGGCAUCCAAGCAGCAUUAACAUCUAAUUUCAUGCAUAUCACCAACGAGCAGGCAAAGCACAUCGCUUGGGUCAUUCGACAAAUGAAGGAGAGGGGUCUACGAACCGUCGAGGCUUCUAUUGAUGCGGAGGAGGCCUGGGUGCAGACGAUCAUCGAGAAGGGCAAGGAGCGCCUCGAGUUUUUGAAACAAUGUACCCCUGGAUACUAUAACGAUGAGGGUGCCAUCACAAUGAAGUUACGAAGGAACUCAUGGUACGGAGGUGGAGCAGUUGCAUUCCUGGAGAUUACAAAGAAGUGGAGAGACGACAUGAAGUUGGAAGGCCUCCAAGUGACAGAGGUUGAUUAG
Messenger RNA from Fonsecaea pedrosoi CBS 271.37, 1857 nucleotides. RefSeq lists its product as uncharacterized. The coding region runs from base 1 to 1857 and encodes 618 amino acids. The transcript has 2 exons. Lineage: Eukaryota; Fungi; Ascomycota; Eurotiomycetes; Chaetothyriales; Herpotrichiellaceae. The record is from RefSeq and is a predicted model, not a curated record.